Messenger RNA from Sporisorium graminicola, 717 nucleotides. RefSeq lists its product as uncharacterized. Bases 1 to 717 code for a protein of 238 amino acids. The record is from RefSeq and is a predicted model, not a curated record. The transcript has a single exon. NCBI's taxonomy places the organism in Eukaryota, Fungi, Basidiomycota, Ustilaginomycetes, Ustilaginales, Ustilaginaceae.
AUGCGUUCCUCCUUUACAGCACAGCAAAAGGGCAUGACACCUUCCCAUGGUCAAGCAGGUGCAUCGCGACCAGCAUCUCGAGCAGCAUCCCGGCUGAGCACGCAGUCGGGCACUCGCUGUCGCAGCCGAGCCGGCAGCGUUCACGACGCAAUCCCGGUGGCCGUCGAAGACGUCUUCUGCAACCCAAGGACGUUCUACGCGCACUCGAGCGAGCCCUCGCCCGAACCACUCGCCGAACAGCUGGCCUCCUCCAGCCUCGACCCUCAUGCAGACAUCACCGCAGCCUCGCAGCGCCUGAUGGCUGCCACCGAUACCCAGGCCCAAGCGGUCAAGCUCAUGACGCGCAGACAGCUCAGUGCCACAUCCAGUCCCAGCUCCCUCAUGGCGGUUUCACCCGCCAAGGAGCAGGAUCAGCAGGAGCACAUUUCCUUCGAGAGGAAGCUCUACAUGCGAUUCCAGGAGGAGCUCAACGCUGAAGAGUUCACCAAGUUUGAGCGAUGUAUCCAGCGCUAUGACUUUCUCGACAUCCCGCUCGAGGGUAACAAGGGCUUGAUCACACGUGUUAAGCGUCUCUUGCUCGUCUCGGAUCCCGAUCUGCGUUCCAAGCCUGAGAAGCUUCGUGUACGACAGCACCUGGCUCGCGACUUUGAAAAGAUGGCUAAAAAUUUUGGUCAGAAUCAAGGCACUCAGCAACAGCAGCAGCAGCCGUCGUCAUAA